GCGCUGGGUGGGAGGGGUGGAGGCUGCAGGAGAGCGUUGGAUUGUGGGUAUCUUGUGUUUCCUCAUAGAUUCUCACAGUCAGCUGUUGCGCGAAAGUUUUGACAUAUUUUUUCACAACUCGUAUCUUAGUCGUUGUAGAUGUCGAACCCUCCGGGAACAAAUUUCCCCUGGACGUUUUUAACCUUCCAGUAAAUAUAUCCGCCUUGUAAAUAUAUAUUUAUAUAUCAACCUUUUUUUUUUUUUUUUCAAACAACUAUUUACUCAAGAACAACUUUCGGAAUGAGUUCGAACGAGGUCUCCAUGCAGGCUCUGUCCUGGAGAAAGUUGUACUUGAGUCGAGCCAAACUAAAGGCCACCAGCCGCACCUCAGCCCUCCUGUCGGGUUUUGCCAUGGUCGCGGGUCUGGCCGUAAUUCCGCUCGGGUCAGGCAGCGGCGUGUCCGUUGCCAUGGUGGAGGUGCAGCUGGAGCGGGAUUUCACAUAUCCUCCAGGACUGCUGAUCGCCUUCAGUGCCUGCACCACCGUUCUGGUUGCCGUGCAUCUCUUCGCCCUCAUGAUCAGCACCUGCAUCCUGCCCAACCUGGAGGCCGUCAGCAACGUCCACAACCUCAACUCUGUGAACGAGUCUCCGCAUGAGCGCAUGCACCGCUACAUAGAACUGGCCUGGGCCUUCUCCACAGUUAUCGGAACGCUCCUCUUCUUGACGGAGGUGUUGCUCUUGUGCUGGGUGAAGUUCUUACCGCUCCAAAACAAGCCCGAAGAGCAGAGCGGCACCAUAAGUUCCGGCAAGGCGGCGGCCAUCGCCUCCACCUGCAUCAUGGUGCCGUUCGGACUGGUUUUCAUCGUCUUUGCCGUCCACUUUUACCGCACGCUCGUCAGUCACAAAACGGACCGGCAGAUCCGAGAGCUGGAGCAGGUCAUCCGGCUCCAGAACCAGCUCGACGACGGGGUGCCGAAUGAUGACCUGAAGGCUGCUGUUCUUUUCCCGUGAUUGGAAGCAGUGCGCAGCAGCAGCAGGGACUUCAGCAGCAUCCUCGUACAUAUGUCUGUUACAAAAGCUUUAUUUUUCAUGGUCAUAACGUUAGCUCAGACGGUUUCCUUUUGUAAUGAAAAUUUUUCAUCCGGAGAAUGUUUUUGCUCAGUUCUGUCUUAGAUAAUGUGUGUUCGCAGAUAGUGUUUUACGUUUAGGUUGCUGGUAAAUCUUUGGCUUUUAGUUGUUAACGUCAUCACAUUACAUUAUCAGCUUCUGAAAUCUUAGGUCUUGUAGCCAUUUGUUUUGCAAUAUGUUCUUUUCCUUAUUUCACCGGGCCUUGAGUGCUCUGGUUUGUUACAUAGUGUUGACCACGAUUAUAAUUGGUCUUACAUGUUGCUAUUUUCUAUUUCUGAAGGCCAUCAAAAGUCGAUAUUAUGAGGCAAAAUAAUUUUUUACCAAGGAAAUUCAAAGUCUUCUGUGAAACUAAUCAAGGUUAAAAUGCAACACGGCUUUCAGGAAGUAGAAGGCAAAAGAACAGCGGUAAAGUAAAUGUUAGUCUGACACCUUUUCUAUGAUCAGUUUUGCUGCUCUCAUAAAAAGGCAUCAAUGAAUUUGUUACGACAAUAUUUUAAGCCUCUCUGAGUACAAAAAUACUUUGACCCUCCUGUAAAGGAGUAUCAGUAUGCUGGAAUACACUCCACUUUUCAAAGUCACGUAUCCUGCAAACUCACCAAAGGUUGUGGGGUUUGGAGAAAGUGUUAUUGAAUCAUUCUUUUGAAGCAUGACUGUAUUGAAAGUAUUGUUUUGAGGUUUUGCACUUUUCAUACAGUAGUUUACAUGUGUUAGCUUAGUUACACGUUAAGUUGUGGAUGAUUGUGGAACAUAGUUUUUGCUCUUUCAUGGCCUGAGGCACAUAGUUGAAUUAUUUGAAUUGGGUUUGACCACUGUGUGUACAUUAUAAGGCUAGUACAUGGGGUAGUAAACCAUCUGGUAAGAGGAUGUUUUGAAUAUAUAAAUAAGUUGUCACGGAACAUGAAAGGAACACAGCUCAGUUUAGUUCAAUUUCAUAUCACCUUUCAUAUUAACUUCAUAUCAUAUAUGACCUGGAGUCUCCUGGCAACAUAAAUCAGCCUUUGAACUUCAUCCAAGUAGGUCUAGAGAUCAUAACUUUUAGGAUGCAGCAAGCCCCUGAUGAAGGAUGGAAAAAAACAAGUUGAGCCGAGCUGGGUAGGAACAAGAGGAAGCUCUAUUUGGAUUCAGUCUGUCCUCACUAGAUAUCUUUUGGUACUUACAGCGAUAUAAAAAACACACACGAGUACUUGAAAGCUUACAUUUAAUAACAUUGCCAUUACUUCGUCUAGAUUCAACAAAUGUGGAUGCCAAAAAUGUUCAUUUACGUAGACUGUUAAAAAAAGAACAAUGCUAGUAAUGUUGCUCUGGUUGAUUUUUUGUUCUAUUUAUUUAAUCCAGUGUAUACCACUAUGUGCCAAAACACGGUUUGGGUAGCUUUUAAAUAAAUGCUAUGUUGUUACUGUUGCUUAUGUUUGAGUUUAUCGGUCUGAGAAAGAUGACAUGAGCAUGAACAAACAUGUGGCUGUGUACUGUGAAAAUUCCAACAUCAGCUUCUGUUCAUGUAGAUAUGGCUGGAAAUUAAAAGAGGAACAAACACAAAAACAUGGUAAUCUCACAAAAAUAGUAUGUCCGGCUGCAGCAUGAAAUUGAAAACCACAAAUGUGGUUUUUAGUGAACCACCAAUGUCAGGCAUGAGAAUGCCUCAAAGCCAU
Messenger RNA from Menidia menidia (Atlantic silverside), 2756 nucleotides. The record is from the annotation of a GenBank genome assembly. Lineage: Eukaryota; Metazoa; Chordata; Actinopteri; Atheriniformes; Atherinopsidae.